AAAUUUACAGUUUUUGUUUACAAUAUAUUUGUAGUUGCAGGUUCACAAACGGAGAGCAGAUUUAAGAAGCUGACCAUCCAUCGCACUUUCCAAUAACAUCAUCUUGGAGGACUCUCAACUGGAUUGCUAUCUAGCAGGUGUAUUAACAAAAUCAUCGCACGGACGGAGGUUCAUCAGAAGGUUGGAGAGCUUCGGUGCCUUUUAAGGGUUCAAGGGAUGAGCCUCACAGGGAAGGGCGAGGAUUUCCUUUUGCAAUCCAUCCGCAGCCCACUUUCGUACUAGUUAAUCUAUACAUCAGGUUUGCUGUUUACUACUUCAAUAACCUGAUGUCCAUUGGCAAAUAAUUUUAUACUUGUUGUAUUUAAAAAAAAUGUUUUAAUGUUAUAAUAAAAUUAAAAAAUAAAUAAAUUUGUAGAUUUUUGAAUUUGCGCGCCUUUAUUUGUAGAUUUGUAGGUUAGGAACGCUCGCCGAAUGCGCAUCCGCGCUGUCAAAAUGACCGCAAUAUGCCUGCAAUAUGACGGCGUGCACGCCGGCAUUUUGCGCGGCGUACAGCGCCGCGAUCCGCGCGCUCGGCAAUUUGACCGCAACUUGACGUCAAAAAGCCGGGGUAGUUUGCCCGCUCGUGCGCGGCGUGCGCGACGUCAUGUUGCCUUCAAAUUGCUUGCAUUUUGCCUUGCGAUGUUUUCUGGGCCUCUAUUUGAAGUGUUUGUCUAUACUUACACAUUUUAUAUAGAGAAAAUACAGAUUUCAGAUACAGAAUAUCAAAUUUAUAAUAAACUAGAUAUCAUUAAAAACAAAUUGUUGUAGCAAAUAAAUAAAUUCUUCAAAAUGGCGAUGGCAAUGUUACAACGGCGGGCAAACGUCCGUUUGCCCCCUGAGGUCAACCGAGUUCUUUACAUUAGGAAUUUGCCCUAUAAAAUUACAGCUGAAGAGAUGUACGACAUUUUUGGCAAAUAUGGAGCCAUCAGGCAAAUACGAGUAGGGAACACGGCAGAGACCAGAGGAACAGCCUUUGUAGUUUAUGAAGAUAUCUUUGAUGCUAAGAAUGCAUGUGACCAUCUUAGUGGUUUCAAUGUUUGUAAUCGAUACUUGGUUGUGCUAUAUUACCAGAGCAACAAAGCAUUCAAACGUGUGGAUGUUGACAAAAAGUUGGAAGAAAUUGACAAAUUAAAAACAAAAUUCAAUCUCAACGAAGAUAAAAAAUAGUGAUAUAGUGUGAUUAGGACAAUCGAUAAUGGAUAAGAGAAUUUUAUCAAAAUCUACAUUCAUGACAUUGCGUACACUUCGAUACGGGUGUAGAAGGUGAUUAUUUAGCUUUUUGAUGUUUUCCAGAAAAGUCACGAGGUAAAAAUGACCUUCGACACCAUUAUUGAACUAUAUUUUAAUAUCAUAAGAACCUAAAACUCAGUUCAAAUAUGUGACUUUUAAAUUAGAGUGGUAUAAAUAUAAUAGAAGCAAGUGUUUUUAUCAAAUGAUAACAGUUUAUCUUUUGCUUAGUUUAUCCCAUACAUAUUUUCAAACAAAACAACCCCAAUCAAUUUAUUCUCUAGCUGAGCGUUUCAGUACAAAGACAUGAUUUGUAACUUUUUAAAUAACUAUGGCUCAAGUAAACAGGUUCAAAGUCAUCCUAGAAUAAUAAGUUAACAUUAUAAAUUUAAUAAAAAAAAGACAUUUUUACUGAUAA
Nasonia vitripennis (jewel wasp) is the source of this 1684-nucleotide messenger RNA. Its product is annotated as splicing factor 3B subunit 6. Bases 829 to 1206 code for a protein of 125 amino acids. NCBI's taxonomy places the organism in Eukaryota, Metazoa, Arthropoda, Insecta, Hymenoptera, Pteromalidae. Gene Ontology annotation, cellular component: cytoplasm; nucleus; ribonucleoprotein complex. The record is from RefSeq and is a predicted model, not a curated record. The transcript is spliced from 6 exons. Gene Ontology annotation, molecular function: mRNA binding.